CUUUCUUCAGGUGUUGCUGUCCUCUAUCCAUUGAUGCGCAAAACACUGUGUUGUAACCUACCUACUUUUAUCCCAUUUUCUGAGUAAGAGUUGUAGAAGAAAGACUGGAAGACAUGUUGCGGUUGUUUAUAAUUUCUUCUGUCUUCUUCCUGCCCAGUGCGUGGGGCCAGAGCAGCAGCAAGUUAGAUGUGGUGGUGGAGGCCCGUAACAUCACCCUCCCAGCCGGGACCCAGGCCGUGCUGCCCUGCCACAGCCCCCGCAUGGUGUGGACCCGGGACCGGCUGAAGGAUCGUCAGAGGGUGGUCCACUGGGACCUGUUCCGGAGCACACCAGAGUACUCUGUGGAAAGGAUACUGGACAUGUCUGCUGGCGUCAAAGAGAGAGUCUACAAUGGGUUCAAUAAGGGCCGCAUAACCAUCCCCAAAACCGCCUUCACUGACGGGAACUUCUCCCUCAUCAUCAACAAUGUAGGAUCAGCUGAUCGAGGUGUUUAUAGUUGUAAUCUGCAUCACCACUACUGCCAGCUUCACCAGUCCAUCAAGAUACAGCUCAACACCACCAAGUCAGUCCGUAAGGAGAAGCGUUACUGGGACGGGGACAAGACAGUGUUUGUGGUGUUGCUGGGGAGCUCUGUGGUGUUGCCUUGUGUGAACAGGCGGCCCCUGUGGAUGGAGGGCCAGCAGGAGGACCAGCAGCAGGUAGCCCACUGGGACUGGCAGCCACCUGGGGUGAGACCUGAUGGAGCUGACCGCCUGGUGGACCUUUACGCCUCUGGAGAGCGCCGGCAGUAUGGACCACUCUUCCCUGUGGACAAGAUGAGUGUCUCUGAGGAUGCCUUCUCUGUAGGGGAUUUCUCUCUGACCAUCACUAAUCUCCAGCCUGUCGACAAGGGCCUGUACUCCUGUCACCUGCACCACCACUAUUGCGGCCUGCACGAGAGACGCAUCUUCAGGCUCAUGGUGGGGCCUUCACUGCCCCCACCUCCUCCGGUCCUCACCGCUGCCCCUGUUGCCCCUGCUGUCCCGACUGUCCUUGUUAUCCCCCACACACUCCCCAAUGAUGACCCAAGCCCUGACGUGGUUGAACUUGAGAGACCGCAGGUAGUCAAUGUCAUCCUCCCUGAGCACGCAGGGCACUUCUUCCACCAGAUGGGCUACUUCCUGGCUACGUUCCUCCUCCUAGCCUUCAUCAUAACAAUCGUCAUUGUGCUUACCCGACGACACAGAAAGAGAGGGCUGGAGUACGACCUGCGAAGAUCUGAACGGAGUCAUGUGACUAGCCACGAUGACAUCGCAUUGGAUGCCACAGAGCUGAAGGUCUGCACCCAGGAAUACCUGAAUUCAGACUACAAAAACAACCUACUGAAAGAGAGAGAUAUGUCUAAAGGCUGCAAUAAAGAAAUGGAUGGAAAGUUGUGGAUAUGAGACUUAGAGAGCUGAUAUGCCGCUGGCGGCUCCAGAGCAGACAUACAUGUCACGUCCUGACCAGUAAAAGGGGUUGUUUGUUAUUGUAGUUUGGUCAGGGCGUGGCAGGGGGUGUUUAUUUAGUGUGUUUCGUUUUUUUGGGGGCAAUGUUCUAUGUUAGUAUAUUUCUAUGUCUGUGUCUAUUUAGUCUAUUUCUAUGUUCAGGGUUUUUUGGUUUGGCCUUCAAUUAGAAGCAGCUGUUCUUUGUUGCUUUUAAUUGGAGGCCAUAUUUAAGGAAGGGGUUUUUGUCACUGUGUUUGUGGGUAGUUGUUCCGUGUAUAGCGUGUUGCCUUACUCUUAGUCUUAGUCGGUGUUUGUUAUUUAGUUCAGUGUUCACGUUGCCUUCUAAAAUAAAGAAGAUGAGUAUACACAUUCCCGCUGCAUUUUGGUCUACUCCAUACGACGAACGUGACAAUACAUGACUAGGAAGAGGCAAUAAGGGAUUAGAAUGGUGGAAUCCAAAAAGGACAGGAGGGACUCUGUCUCUUUUUAUAGACAUCCCUUACCAAACACUCUUACCAAAACAUUUCUGUUGCUGCGCCAGUUUUUAAUAUUUUAUUUUAUAUUUUCAUACUUGUGUAUUCUGUAUUCUGAUCUGCUGUUAUUUCAAUACAGCUAAACAUGUCUUCAAUUUUGUAUUGUACUACACAGAUAUUUGAUGUCAAGUAUUUUAUAUUACAAAAAACAACCAGUGUGUACUAUACAACAUUCCUUGUCUUUUUGUACAUAACAAAAUACUUUCUAUCACUAUAUGACUUCCUUUUCAGAAAGCAUGUUGUCUUUAAAUGUAUGUGGGAAAACUGUCAUGUUCUGUUUUCUGAUUUCAGAGCUCAGCAAGCUCAGAAUUAGUUGAGAAUGUUUAUUAAAAUAUUUGCACAAACCUGUAA
Molecule: messenger RNA, 2350 nt
Organism: Salmo salar (Atlantic salmon)
Lineage: Eukaryota; Metazoa; Chordata; Actinopteri; Salmoniformes; Salmonidae
Product: Matrix-remodeling-associated protein 8
Biological process (GO): cell differentiation; cell adhesion
Cellular component (GO): cell surface; membrane
Source: RefSeq, marked provisional